CAACGCGUCCUUCUCUCAUGUCCGUCUCGACGUAUCUUGCUCGAUAUCCAAGCCUCCAAUUUAAGAUGCCACAUCUACGUUCAAAAAGGCCACGCCAAGGUGACCCGUCUCCUCCCCCCCGGGUCUACCGAGCCACAAGAGGCCUUGAAAAUACCCUAACCCUUGAUAUUUGACGCCUUACAUAUGCCGCCGAAUGUUUCCCAGCAGCUGCCUGCUUGACAUGGGGCUGAAAUAAUUGUUAGGUACCUCUACCUACCCCUCCACCAAAUGCCCGUCGCACAUCCAAUCCAAUGUGUCACUGACAUCAUCUCCCGGGCAUCUUCCACUGUUACCUCGACACAUUUUGGCGCAUUUCGCAUACUUCUACCUUACCUACACAUCAUCACACCACAAAGACCAAACGGCGGACGCGGGCGGGCAUGACGGCGCACAACCAGGGCGAGGGAGGGGCACCACCACCACUAACCCAAGCAUCGCCAUCCCCCAGCAACGCCGACAAGCCACCCGCCAAGCUGUAUCACGAACACGGCGGCGAACCGCUCGAAGGCGCCGCUCUCCAAGAAUGUAUCGAAGCCCUCGUCGACGGAUGGACGACCUGCGUCGAUGAGCUCUCCCAGCUCCAUACAAAGGCCGAGUCAGCUUCCAAGCCCAUCCGCGGCCUCUACACCCUCCUCAAAGUCCAGCAACGCACCCUCGACAAGGUCAAAGCCAAGAAAGCGUCGCAACCGUCCCCUCCUCCUCCUCCCUCGACAGACGAACAUGGCACCGAACCAAAACCACUCUUCACCCCCGCCCAGUACUUUGGCAUGCGCAGUUGCUGCUGGGACGACAGGUGGUCCGUCAUCAAAAAGUGUCGCGGCCUCGUCGCCAUCAAUAAGGAGUUUGCCCGGAGCCCGAAGCAGCCGGUUCCUGCGGGAAAAGGCUGGUUGGCAUACAAAGAUAACCCUCUGCUGGAGAGGCCGAUUGUUGUUGACGCCGUCAUCGAUAGCGGGGCGACGUGGUUGAAAUUUGUUUCCAUCUCGCCCAAGACGCUCGCUUACCAAAUCGCCGUGGAUGGAUGGGAGACCGAUGAUGAGGAGGAGGAGGAGGAGGAUGACAAGGCAUACAGCGAUGACGAGGAGGACCAAUACAAUGGAAACGGAGUCGCGGGGAGAAAUGGCAUCCAAGAAGCGCUGGGGAAUACCGAGUUCGCCGAGUCCAUCAAGAAGGUCAUCCUGGCUGCGAGAUGGAACCACUGCCAUCAUGUUCACCUCCUUCUUCCGGGCCUGCGCCAUGGCGAGUCCGAGCCCGCCGACAGAAUGCUACGCUACAUCCGCGAAAAGAUUGGUGGCGACGACGUUUCUGUUACCGUGAGCUGCGCCAACAGCCCCCUCCUCGCCGACACGCCACCACCACCACCACUUGACACCGCUUUGGCCGCCCUCAUCGACGAACGCGACCCCCUCGUCGCCGAUGAUUGCGGCCGCAUCACAUCCACUGCGAACCUCGACCCGAGCGUGUUAGUGUCACUGGUGACAGAUUUACAUCAUGGCCUUGUCGAUUUGCAGCCCGAGUUCCAGCAGAGGGUAGUUGCCCGGUCGGUAUUGGACCACACGACGGACAGUAAUGAGCUGGUGCCGCGUGAGGAUAUCCUCGCCAAGGUCUUGUACCCUGCGCUGAGGGGAAGAAAGCUGGUGACAACGCGUCUGGCUGCUCAGUACUUCCGGCAACUGAUUGCGUCCAUCUCCACACACUCGGAACAAGUGCGCGCUUCUUUCAUUUUGCCUCCUGAUGCGCCACCCGCUCUGCUUAGUCCUGAGGGAAGCUCCGAACCCCUCUCAACAACCAGUCUCACCCCCGAACAACGUCGGGCUGAACUGCAGAGGUGGUCCGCCGUCCCUAUCCCCGAUGAUCUUCACCUCCCUGUUGAAAUCGUGGACGACAUUGAACUGGAACAAGUUUCCCCACUCAUCGCAGAGGGCAAGCUCCCGCCCAUGGCCCUCGGCGUUGCCCAAGAUCUGUCGAGGCUGAACCGCUCCGUCUAUCUCUACGGGUGGAUAAAUCGCCUAACGACAAUCACUGGCCACCGCGGCAUCGAGCGCCAGAUCUACCUUUCACUAGCCACGCAUUGGACACCGCCGGCCACCGGCAAUCACCGUGCAAGCGAAAGCGACGCAAAAAACAACGAGAUCCCUCCAGAUAUCUGGCACCGUCACCUAGGAGGUUAUUUGAUUCACAGAGACAAGCCACGGGACUGGAAAGCGUUGAUUGCCGACUACGAAGAAUGCAAGGACGGAAAGAUACCCUCUGAGGUGCAAAGGUGGACAAACCCGUGGACAACGUGGGGGAGAGGUAUCAGCACAUAUGGAUUGCCGGAUACCAAGACGUGGGAGGGGGUCGGGCAUGCGGAUAAGCAGAGUUUUGGACGGAAGCUGCAGACGAGGGAAGCAAGGGGGCAGCGGAAUCCUGGGGGUAGGGACGUCGAUGAUCAGGAAGGGGAGGAGCAGGACAUGGAUGAAGAGGAGGAGGAGGAGCAGUCGUAAUUUUGAUGUGGUGUGGUCGGCUAUCUGAUGGUGCUGGUGAUAGUGAUGAUUGACGGGGUCUGGAAUCGCUCUCCCGGUCUUCCCGAGUCCCAAGUCUCAGUCUAUCCCAUGUUGCCAUCUGGCCCUGACAUAGUUGGCCCUUGUCUGGAAUGGAAGCAAAAGCAAGCACCAAACCC
Neurospora hispaniola is the source of this 2698-nucleotide messenger RNA. RefSeq lists its product as uncharacterized. The coding region runs from base 420 to 2522 and encodes 700 amino acids. The transcript has a single exon. NCBI's taxonomy places the organism in Eukaryota, Fungi, Ascomycota, Sordariomycetes, Sordariales, Sordariaceae. The record is from RefSeq and is a predicted model, not a curated record.